AUGAAAGAAUAUUUCUCAAAAUGUUUAACACUGUAUAAACACAUUUCUUUAUUAGGCAGACGCCACUGGGGUAUGCAAGUUUUGAAAAACUUGAAAAAGCGACAUGAUUUUGUCUGUAGUAAAAGUAUUUCGAAGAUUGGACCUUCCACGAGCAAAAGUGAAGGACAAAGUUACACUGAUACACAACUGUUCUCGUUUCUACAGUUUGUAAAACUUGAUAAACUGUCUGCAGCUGAAUUGUUUAUACAUACAAGACACUUAGAAGCAUUAGAGAGAGGAGAUGACACAUACAAGGAUCCAGCUACAGGGAAUGUUGUGUUUACAAGACUUGCACACUUGAGGAGAGGCCAGUGCUGUGGGAGUGCCUGUAGACAUUGCCCAUAUGGACAUAAAGGAGUCCUACCAGACAGACCCAAGAAAACAUACAAUUCUGCUUUCUAUGUAUAA
Messenger RNA from Candidula unifasciata, 447 nucleotides. NCBI's taxonomy places the organism in Eukaryota, Metazoa, Mollusca, Gastropoda, Stylommatophora, Geomitridae. The record is from the annotation of a GenBank genome assembly.